Molecule: messenger RNA, 840 nt
Organism: Aspergillus mulundensis
Lineage: Eukaryota; Fungi; Ascomycota; Eurotiomycetes; Eurotiales; Aspergillaceae
Product: bZIP transcription factor
Exons: 4
Coding region: 1-840 (279 amino acids)
Biological process (GO): regulation of DNA-templated transcription
Molecular function (GO): DNA-binding transcription factor activity
Source: RefSeq, a predicted model, not a curated record
AUGUCGCUGCUCACUGCUACUACGUUCCCAAAUGCUCCGGACUUCGCCGCCUCGACCAUGAACACAAGCGUGGACUAUCAGACACGGAGGAGACUUCAAAACCGUGUUGCGCAACAGAGAUUCCGCGAAAAAAGUAAAAAGCAGAUACAUUCCGACGCAGCUCGGACGGGUUGUUACAGCUCUCCAGCCCUUUCAACAAGCCCCUUGAGAGCUCAGAUGGGCCAUAUAAGCGGCUCUGAUACCAUAGCAACAUGGCCACAGACAUCAUUACCACUCUUGACUCCCACACCGCUGGAAUCUCAGGACGUUUCACAGCGAUCCUUCAAUCUCGAAGCAAUACCAAUGGGGCAAUUUACACCCCUCCCACCUAUCGACCGGGCUAGCAAUUCGCACGACAGCGAACCGUGUCUUUACACACCCCCUCUCACUGAGAUAUGCUUUGACUUUGAAUCACUCCCUUGUAGUACGCCCUUGGAGCUUGAUAUGAGCAUUUCACAGGCACACGAACCAUCAGAGGAGCCGGACGUAGAAAACCCAAUGUCCUCUACCUAUUCUGAGACACGAAAUCUUCUAUUGGAUGGUACCGAGGACAUCAUCCAAGCCCGACUCACCGACUACCAAGACCAAUCUAGCCCUGAGAACAAAAUUCAGAUCAAUGAUAAGGCUGCAUCAAUCCUGCAGAAACAAAAGAUCCACCUCGGAAGGCAGGCCGACGAGUUAAUACGAAAGUUGAUAUCGAUCUACGAUCUCGGAGUUUCCCUGGAGAUAUUUCCCGGCGAUCCUUAUUUCAAACAAGUGCUGGAGACAGCGGAUACCAGGUUUUCUUCAAUAUGGAAAUAG